UAAACAUAACCUCCAAUAACUAAAUUGUUUUCAGGAAUUUAGUUUUUUACUGUUAAUUAAAUUAGUAUAUAGUAGUAAAAGAUGGUGUUUAUUGGCGUUUUGUUUAUAAAUUUGCUAUUUGCUGCUGCUCAAGACUCUGGCUACUGUGAUGCUUCCUCAAAAAGUUGCGAUCUCAACGUAGACGAACAUAAGCUCAUUUUCUAUGAUGUAAAUCCACCAGAAGGCUUCAACUUACGUCGCGAUGUAUACAUGAGAUUCGCUAUAAUGCUUGCCGAAGCACAGAAGCAUGGAAAACGGAAGGACUGGCAAUUAGUUUUGCCACCUUGGUAUCAUUUAUACCAUUGGAAAAUAUCGCGGAAACCGACUCCAUGGGGAUCUUUUUUCGACUUAAACUCCCUUAAAUCGUAUGCUCCUGUAACCGAAAUGUAUGAGGUGAUGAGUAGAACUCCCAAACUAACCAUUGACAGAUUGUACGUACUCCAAAACUUCGAAGAUGCGUUUGAAGGUGGCUAUUUUAAAGAGAAGUGGGAAAUUAGUAAGGACGACUGUUACUACGAAGGAUUUUGGGGCUACAACAAUAUAACUGUGAAAGAGAAGAUUUGCGUCAAAUUUCAAGGGAAAAUUUCCAAACUAUGGGAGCUUGUACAACUCCACCCGAAGGACAAAAAAAUAAUGUUUUCACACGGAGAAAUACCGUUACACGACUCUUAUGGUACUAAAAGUUUUUGGGACUGCAGAUGGAGCAUGAAAUUUAACAAUAAACUCAUCCAAAUUGCAUCAAAAUAUAUGGCAGAUAACUUGAGUUGUGAUACUACAAAAUGCUCUACAUAUUUAAGCGUACACUGGAGACGGCAAGACUUUAUUUACGGUAGAAAAGAUUAUGUCCCAUCUAUUGAGGGUACAGCUAAACAAAUAGACAAAGCAAUCAUAAACAACAAUUUAAAAAUUAAUAAAAUCUUCAUAGCUACAGACGCAUUAAAAUCAGAAAUAGAAAAACUGGAAGAACAGUUAAAAAUACUUAAUUAUAAACCUUUUCUAUACAUACCUACUAGAAAAGAUAUAGAAUUACACGGAGAUGGGGGAAUAGCGAUAAUAGAACAAAUAAUAUGUUCCCGGAGUUCAUAUUUUAUAGGAACUCAUGAAAGUACUUUUACAUUCCGCAUUCAAGAAGAACGUGAGAUCUUAGGGUUUGGUAGUGAAACCACUUUUAACCGACUGUGUCCAGAUAAAGGUAAAUGUGAUAAGCCUUCAAAGUGGACUAUUGUGCAUUAACACACCAAGGAAAGUUUCGCUAAAUCUUGAAAUGUUCAUUGCGGGAUGGGGUCAAAAGACCCCAUGCAAAAUAUGCUUUAUUACCAUCAAGGUUCGGAGAACCGCCUGUCAUUUAACAUUACGCCCAUUACAUACAUUUUUGGUCAUGUACGACCCAUUUAUGAGUCGAAAAUGUUUGUUCACAGUCUACAGAUGUCAUUAGGGCAUUUAUUUAUUUUUGGGGCAUUUUCUAUGAAAAGGGACCUUAUUGUCGAUGGCGCUUACGCCGCACAGUAUCGCGCGGCAUUGUAUUUAUAUCAGAGGAUCGUUUAUCUAUAAUGGUGUAAGCACCAUCGACAAAAAGGUCCUUUUUUAUAGAAAAUACCACAUUUAAUUGAUGACAUUGGUAUAAGGAAGUCUCUGUUGUACGGAACAGGGUUAAGUUUUCAAAAUGACGGGCGUUUUUCCGAGCCUUGUUAGAAGUUUCACGGAUCGCUGCAGCGAAGGUGGUAACGGCAAGCAAGCUACACUUAUCAUAUUAAGACAAGCAAAGAUGAGAUUUAAGCAAAUAAGUAAAUAAUAUUUAGGCUGUUGCAUAAUAUAAAAGAAAAUAAUUUGUACCUAAUUUUAUACAUUAUUUAAUAUUAUAUUAUUUUUAAUGUAAAUCUUGAUUUCUCUUA
Molecule: messenger RNA, 1931 nt
Organism: Cydia strobilella
Lineage: Eukaryota; Metazoa; Arthropoda; Insecta; Lepidoptera; Tortricidae
Gene: pofut2
Product: GDP-fucose protein O-fucosyltransferase 2
Exons: 1
Coding region: 82-1272 (396 amino acids)
Biological process (GO): protein O-linked glycosylation via fucose
Molecular function (GO): peptide-O-fucosyltransferase activity
Source: RefSeq, a predicted model, not a curated record